ACGUGAGUCACAUUGUCCUCUUAGUUCUGCGUCAGUCAGUUUUACUCCCACCGUGUGUGCUUGUGUAUGUGUGUAGAGCCGACACUUAGGUCCACAGAAGCAACUACACACCACCUUGCCUUGUUUACCAGAAUGCAUCUCACCACAGAGGAGAAAAUAGAGCUCGGAUUCAAGGAACGAGGAUCAAUCAAUCUUGCAUUUGUGGGCAAAGACAGUGAUGAACAGCCAGAGCUGACAGUGGACAUCGAGGAGCCACACACAGAGGCCCUGGAGGAGCCUGUGGACAAAGGUGGUGAUUUGGUUUACUCCCUCAACGACAGGCCGCCGUGGUACCUCUGUAUUCUGCUCGGCUUCCAGCAUUACAUCCUCGCUUUCGGCGGCAUCAUUGCGAUCCCGCUCAUCCUGGCCGAGCCGCUCUGCAUAAAGGACAACAACGCCGCCAAGAGCCAGCUCAUCUCCACCAUAUUCCUGGUGUCGGGAUUAUGCACGCUGAUGCAGACGGCCGUCGGCACCAGGUUACCAAUCCUCCAGGGUGGGACCUUCAGUUUCAUCACGCCGACUCUGGCCAUUCUCGCUCUGCCCAAGUGGCAGUGUCCAGCUCCGAAAGCACCGGGGAUCCUGUCCAUGCCGCUGCAGAACAGUACCAGCCCGCUGCAGAUGGAAGAUUCUGACGAGGUCUGGAUGUCACGAAUGCGCGAGAUCCAGGGAGCCAUACUGGUGUCCUCCCUGCUCCAGAUCAUCCUGGGCUUUUCCGGGCUGGUGGGCCUCGUGCUCAAAUUUAUCGGUCCUCUAGCUAUCGCUCCCACCAUCAACCUCAUUGGCCUGUCGCUGUUCAUUGAGGCUGGAAAGAAGUGUGGCGGUCACUGGGGAAUAGCUGCUCUCACGGUCGGCCUGAUCCUCCUGUUCUCCCAAUAUCUCAGCAAAGUCGACGUCCCCAUGAUCGCAUACAAGGAUAAGAAGUGGAAGGUUUUCCAGUAUCCGCUCUUCAAGCUGUUCUCUGCUUUGUUCGGGAUGUGCGGCGGCUGGCUGGUCUGCUUCUUACUGACCAUCUUUGACGUCCUGCCUUCGAAGUCUGAUGAGUACGGCUACUCAGCCAGGACCGACAUCAGUCUGGAGGCUGUGACGAACUCUCCAUGGUUCCACGUGCCUUACCCAGGUCAGUGGGGUAUGCCCACAGUGAGCGUAUCGUCAGUGCUUGGUAUGAUGGCAGGCGUCUUGGCAUCUACCAUGGAAUCAAUCGGUGACUACUACGCUUGUGCUCGCUUGUCCGGUGCCCCUCCACCACCGACUCACGCCAUCAACCGAGGCAUCGCUGUGGAGGGCAUCGGCUGCAUCCUGGCUGCGCUGUGGGGAACUGGAAACGGCACCACGUCCUAUAGCCAGAACAUUGCUGCACUUGGCAUUACCAAGGUUGGCAGCCGGCUGGUCCUCCAGACGACCGGCAUUCUCAUGGUCGUCCUGGGAAUCUUUGGGAAGUUUGGAGCAGUUUUUAUCACCAUCCCAGACCCGGUCAUUGGAGGCAUGUUCCUUGUUAUGUUUGGGAUGAUCGCAGCAGUGGGGAUAUCCAACCUUCAAUAUGUGGACCUGAACUCGUCCCGUAACCUCCUCAUUCUUGGCUUCUCCACCUUCAGCGGUCUUGUCUUACCUUCCUGGUUUCACUCCAAUCCUGGCAUCAUCGACACAGGAAUACAAGAGCUUGACCAAGUGAUUGUGGUGCUCUUCACCACGCACAUGUUCAUCGGAGGGUUCUUUGGGUUCAUCCUGGAUAACACCAUUCCAGGUACUGAAAAAGAGCGGGGCAUCAAGAACUGGCAGGACAAGGUGCAAGGGGAAAGCAAAAACAUGUGUGACCAAUCAUGUUAUGAUAUCCCCUUCUGCAACAGUGUUUUGAAACGGUUUAAAUGUUUCCAGUACCUGCCCUUUCUCCCUGCUUACAAGACCAGCCAAGAGGGGAUGUCCAAGUAAUGAAGUGUGAACUUACAGAGUAGCAGUGAUGCUGGUCUGUUAGCCCUAUAAAGCCAAACAGUAGCUACUGAGCAUUGAAAAACAGAGGAAGUGAAACUGGGAAAAUGCAUUAACAAUGGGCUUCCUGUUGGCACAGUUGCUUUUAUAUACUUUUUGGUGAUAUAAAACUUCAGUGUGGGGCGAUAGUGUUAACAACUGAGCCACUGUGACACUCUGCUCCAGUUUCCUACCACAGGUCAAAAACAUAAACUUUUGUUGACUGGCUAAAAUAAAAUUUAUAUUCUAAAACUUUGUUUAAAACCUCUUAAACAAAAGCAACUGUUUGCCUUUAUGGAGUAGUGAGCAUCUUUAUUCAGUCGGGGUACAACCAGCUGUGGCUUUAACCUUCUAGUUUGCAUCUAAAAACCACCAUUCACUGCAGACAGGGGUGCUGAUGCCUCGCCCUAAACACAUACUUCUGAGGGAAUAAAAGAUAACCCACAGUGAAUGAGGGUCUGUUAAAUAAACACUAUAUAAUCUAAACCUAAUAAUUUCUUUAUUUUUUUGUUCUUAAACAGUCAGACACUGAUUUAAACUUUUUGAUUGAAUUAAAGAACAAAGUUGAGUUGCUGUGUCUCCUUACAGCUGGAAUUCAACAAAAUAAACCCCCUCCACAUCAUUUCCAGGUUAGUAAAACAUUCGUAGUGCCUGAACAAGCAAAGAGCAGCAUGAUACACUGAGGAGAAGAAUCAUCAGUCUUCAUGAAGAGCUCGCUAAGAUAUUAAUUAGACUCACCUUUGAUUUUUAAAACAGAGUGUCAAAAAGUAUAGGCUACAUCUGCGAAUCUCCCUGAGUGAGUGAGUGAGUGAGUGAGUGAGUGACACCACUGACCGGCCAGCUGAGUGUUGGACUUUUCCCAUUGGCCAUUGCUCUUUAAAAAUGAUUUGGUGUGAACAGUUUUAUUGCAUCAUCAGGGGGAUGUUUACAGCGGAUCCACAACAGUUUCCCAUAUCUCCUCAAAUAAAAAAAUAUGACCAGGGCCUUUAUUUGAGGCAGGCCUUUAUUUCUAAUCUCCUCUGUUUGAUAUCAUUCCAGUAUUUUAUUCUGACGCCUUGUUUUGAGCCGCCUUGUUAAAAUUUCUUCUUUACGAGUUAAUUCAAACUUCCUGUUACCGUUUCAACUUAAAAGCCCUCUAGUAUCUCAGUGGACAGGAAAUCUUCAUUUCUCAACAGGGCUUUAAUUUCUAUGCUGACGUGCUGCAAGAAGUGUAUUGUCUCAUUUCCCGUUGCUGCCAAUUCCAGCCCACCGAUGUUGCGACUCACAGUGGAUUUCACUGUCAGCGUUCGUACUCCUGUGACAAUAUCCUACUUAUUUUUGCGCUGACAGUACGUUGUGUUAAAUAAUAGUGUUGUGGCACACCUGGCCAAGUGGUGCUCUCCAUGGUUCUGAAAGGGGGAUUUAAUUGUAGCAUGUUAAACUAGCAUUGACCCUUUUAUUUUGUUGUGUAUGAUUGCAUUCCCAAUGUGUCCGCGUGAGGAAAGGAGAAGGAAAAUAGUAGAAAUUUUGCCCUGGACACAAGCGUAUUUUUCAAAAAUUGCACCAUGCACACACCCAUACACGGUCCAGCCAUGUACUAGCUUUAUACUUGGUCUUGUUAAAACCACAUCUUUGCAUUAUUUAUGUUUCAAAAAUGCCACUGAUCUCAUUUCUACCAAAACCAAGUGGCUUUCACAUAGAAAUAAAUUAAUGAUUCUUCACCGAACUGAUGCACUGUUCCAAUACAAGGCAAAAAAA
Messenger RNA from Seriola dumerili (greater amberjack), 3738 nucleotides. Its product is annotated as solute carrier family 23 member 1-like. NCBI's taxonomy places the organism in Eukaryota, Metazoa, Chordata, Actinopteri, Carangiformes, Carangidae. Gene Ontology annotation, molecular function: transmembrane transporter activity. The coding region runs from base 67 to 1965 and encodes 632 amino acids. The record is from RefSeq and is a predicted model, not a curated record. Gene Ontology annotation, cellular component: membrane. The transcript is spliced from 12 exons. Gene Ontology annotation, biological process: transmembrane transport.